Molecule: messenger RNA, 4524 nt
Organism: Mya arenaria
Lineage: Eukaryota; Metazoa; Mollusca; Bivalvia; Myida; Myidae
Product: mucin-like protein
Exons: 27
Coding region: 1-4524 (1507 amino acids)
Biological process (GO): cell-matrix adhesion
Molecular function (GO): calcium ion binding
Source: RefSeq, a predicted model, not a curated record
AUGGUAGAACUCAUUGUGAUGAGGACUGGGUCAUCCAUCCCUGCGACGAAGUCCGGGUCGCUGGUGCUGACAUCCAUAAAAUCGGAGACGGUGUCGACCGGAAGCCGCCGGCAGCUGACAAACGUUCCCGCUUCCGGCACAGACGUACUACUCAGCGCUGAAGACGUUUGUAUCCUCUCGCCAUACUGGGCAAACAUGAAAUACUCAACCGAUCCUGACUCGGGUAUCUACGUGCGGGUUCUGCGCUCCUCAACGCCGGCUGACCAGACGGAGCUUGACGACAUCAGUACUAGGUUCGAGCAGUACACUGAGUCGGAUUUCUCACCAGAGUUCGCUGUCGUUGUCACGUGGAGAAAGAUGAAAUACUCCUCUCAGCCGGCGACGUUCCAGGCGGUACUGGCCACAGAUUACUUGACCACUUACUACGGCAUUAUUUAUGAGCAAGGCGGCAUGCGCUGGCAAGUACCCAUGUCCAAUGUCCCGGGGGCCAACAACUUCUAUGUCGCCAGGGUCGGCCUAUAUUGCGCCACCGACAACAAGUACACAUACGACUACUCUCAGCUUCCAUACGCCCAGAUUGGCGACAAGCCAAAGAUAGAGAGAAUAGACACGAUGUAUCAGGUGUACGAUGGAUUCUCCACCGACCCCAGUGUUUCAUUACAAAAGCGGAAGACGUCCGGUGCUAUAACAUACUCUGAUGGUACUGGGGAAGUUACAUUGCCGUCAUAUGCAGCGCGGGGUAUCCACUUUUUCACUCUCGCUCACGUGACGACCCACCCUGUCCUGGAAUGCAAGGCGUGGUUGGGCAGCGCGUCGUCCAUUGAUGACGUCACACUUGCCAAGUAUUGCCCGGCGUCCUUCUCACAGAUGAUUGCCCCGUCUCGUUUCGACAGUCAGACAGUGAAUGGAUAUACUUGCUACUUCAUACCGUCUGCUACCGAUGGCAACCAGGGGAUGCGCUGCUGCUACUCGGCGGCCGGAGUUUUACAGGUCACAGACGAUCUGGUGGACGGAUCGAACACAUACAGUUUGUUCCGGGGGCUGGGAUCGUCGAACGGUGACUUCGUUGCUGAACAGACCGCCUAUACGAUGUGUUGUGUGAAUGGUGCAUCGUUGACAACCGAGGACAUCUGUGGAAGCUAUCUGGCGCUGCGACCCGUCUGCACGUCCAAACGUUUCGAGGCUGGAGGGGCAGGGGGUGGCGAAGGAGACCCCCACAUCACAACGCUUGACGGCUUCAUGUACACAUUUAACGGGCACGGAGAGUUUGUGAUGAUCCGGAGCGACACCGGCUCCUUCGAGCUGCAGGGCCGCUUCCAGCCGGCGACUGUUGAUGGCGCGCUCUCGAACGCCACCGUGACCACGUCCGUGGUUGGACAACAGACAUCGCCCGCGAGUGAUAAAGUGGAAUUUCGUAUAAAUGGUGCCGGCGACGACAUAGAGGUUUACCUAAAUGACGUACUCGACACCACGGACCUGUCUACUGGCUCGUCCCAAGGCAACAACAUUCUUGUUGAGAAAAACGCCGACACUUAUCGAAUGAUCUUCUUCGCCGGCGUCGCCGUCAACGUCAAACCAACGUCAGGACUGCUGAGCCUUUCUCUCGCAUUGACCUCGGACUGGGCGGGAGAAAUUAAGGGGUUAGUGGGCAACUUUGAUGGUAACGAUACGAACGAGUUUCAACUUCCGGACGGCACGGACCUCGGGGACCCGGCGGGCUUCACAGAGGAGCAGAUCUAUAACCAAUACGGCACAAUGUGGCGAGUGGAAGAGGCUGACUCGCUGUUCCUGUACAAGGCGGGAGAGAGCUACUCGAGCAUCAAUGACCUGACCUUCACACCCGUCUUCUUCAACCCCGACCUGACAGUGAUGUUCCCUAACACCACCGAGCGCCAGACCGCCCAGGACAUCUGCUAUCAGGCUGGAGGCACGGACCCGAACCCAGCAGAAAACAGCGAGUGUUAUUUCGACUUUGCAGUGCUCAAAGACGAGACGCUUGCACAGAACACCGCUAACGCAAUCGAGCUAGUGGCCGCCGAACAGGUUCAGUUGGCCAACUUCCCGCCCGUGAUAAGUAACGGCGACGCCGCCCUGCAACUGACGGAGGGGGAGACUUCAUUGACAUUGAUAACAUUAAACGCUACUGACGCAAACGGCGACACCAUCACGUUCACCGUUAUGUCCGGCAGCGUCAACGGCCUGUCUGUGGAUGCCUCUUCCGGUGAGGCGACGCUAGCGUCUGUCCCCGAUACAUACCCGUUCGACGUAAUGGUUGAAGCCACCGACGGACAGUCUUCUACAAUUUGGAAACCAAUAAUCAAAUAUUGCGCCUGCCAGAACUCCGGCACGUGCGAGUUUGCUGUCUCUGUCACGGAAGCGUUCACUGUGGUCCCGUGCACGUGCACAGCGGCCUGGGAGGGAGACUUCUGUGAAGUCGAUAAGGACGGUUGCGCCGACAACCCUUGUUACACAGGUGUGGCGUGUUCAGACGUUCCGGCGAGUCAAAUACAGAGCAAACCUGCUGGGUUCCAGUGUGACGCCUGUCCCCUCGGGCUGCAGGGGGACGGUCAGGACUGCCAGGACGUAGAUGAAUGCCUGCAGGAGCCGGCCGUGUGUGGCCAGUUGUGUACGAACGAGGUGGGCGGUCACACGUGCUCAUGUCAUCCCGGAUACAACCUACAGCCUGACCUUUUCACCUGCGCAGACAUUGGCGAGUGUGUUCGCGGGACGGACGACUGUGACGCAGUCGCUACCUGCACCAACACAGCCGGAAGUUUCACGUGCACAUGCCCGAACGGAUACACGGACAUCGGGUCUGGAAAAUCAGGGGACUGUCAGGACAUUGACGAGUGCACAGCUGCAACUGCCACGUGCCAAGAUAACAGCGCAUGUGCGAACACGGUGGGGUCGUACACAUGCCCGUGCAUUUCCGGCUACCAGUUCAACUCCGUCACCAGCUCUUGCGACAACAUAGACGAUUGUAAGCUGUCCAGCGACUGUGACCAGGUGUGUGUAGAUGGAGUGAACACGUUCACCUGCUCGUGUAACUCGGGCUUCGUGCUCAACGCAGACGGCAGGACAUGUGACCCAUCGACUGUGUGUGACAGCACUCAGCUGGCCACGUGUAACGGCGGGAAUACGUCCAUAGCCACGUGCGCGGUAGACGGCGGGGAGGUCGUCUGUAUAUGUGACCCCGGCUACGCCCUGGACGCCGACAAGAACUGUACAGAUGUGAACGAGUGUGCGACUGGCACAGACGCGUGCUCCCAGGCCUCCUGCACGAACACAGUGGGUGGAUACACUUGCUCGUGUAACCAAGGCUACGCCUUCCAGGCAGGCUCCGACAAAGUUUGCAUAGACAUUGAUGAAUGCGGCACUGAUGUGGACCUGUGCGAGGCCUCCGCCACGUGUGUCAACAACGCCGGAAGUUACGCCUGUAGAUGCGCCGAAGGAUAUGUGCUCAAGUCGAAUGGCCUCGGCUGUGAAGAUAAUGACGAGUGUGCUACGGUUUCUACAAACGACUGUGACUCCAGCCAUGGCACGUGCACCAAUACGGCCGGGAGUUACUCGUGCUCGUGUACGAGUGGUUACACCGGAGACGGUUACACGUGCGUCGAUCUGAACGAAUGUAACGAGGCAGAUCGGGGUGGAUGUGCGCAGGGCUGCUCCAACACAAUCGGCGGCCACUCGUGUUUCUGCGGCCAGGGCUACACGCUCAACGCCGACGGACUUGCUUGUAACGAUAUUGACGAGUGUUUAUCCUCCAGUACCAACAACUGCUACAACAACAGCUACUGCAGCAACACCGGGGGUAGUUACACGUGCACAUGCCCCACUGACUUCGUACUCAAGGCCGACGGUGUCACGUGCCAGUCCAUCAACCAGUGUUCCUCGGACAACACGUGCGAGUACACGUGUAAUCGGAUUAAUGAUGUAGAUACGUGCACGUGUCAAAAUGGCUACCAGCUCAACCAGGACGGAUCCACGUGCUCAGAUAUUAACGAGUGUGACGCGGCAGGUUCCACGUUAUGCCUGGAUAUAAACAACGUGGUCUGUCAGAACACAGAGGGCGGGUACACAUGCGUCUGCAAGGACGCGUUCUAUACACAACUCGAGCCCGACAGAUGCGUCAAUAAAGAUGAGUGUCUCACCAACCCGUGUUCGGCGACCAGUGUGUGUGAGGACCUUGUUGGAGACCCGGGGUACCGUUGUGACUGUAUGACCGGCUAUACGAACGUCGACGGCACAUGUACAGAUAUAAACGAGUGUACGGCGGGCACGCACAUGUGUCACGCAACCCUCGCUACUUGCACAAAUACGGAAGGAGAUUACACGUGUGCAUGCAACUCCGGUUACCAGGGUAACGGUGUCACGUGUACGGAGGUUGACGAGUGCGCGCUCGGGACGCACGAGUGUGACCAGAUCGUUGGAUCGUGCGCGAAUACCCCAGGCAGCUAUACCUGCUCGUGUGAUGGGGGAUACGCCCUAGGGAACGACCUAACGUCGUGUAUAGGUAGGAUGUGA